UAGCUGGGGCUAUAUAAAUGCACGAGGGGGUUAGCCCCGCCCCUUUCCUAUCCGCGCCCGCAGCAGCCGCCAUGGAUACGAGCCGCGUGCAGCCCAUCAAACUGGCCCGGGUCACCAAGGUGCUGGGCCGGACGGGCUCGCAGGGCCAGUGCACCCAGGUUCGUGUUGAAUUCAUGGACGACACCAGCAGAUCCAUCAUCCGGAACGUAAAGGGGCCUGUCCGUGAGGGGGAUGUCCUGACGUUGCUGGAAUCUGAGCGUGAAGCAAGGCGAUUACGCUGAUCUGCAUGCUGUAGCUUGUUAUUUAAGAAACAAAUGUUUGUUGGUGAUGGAAGCAGAACAAAGUUCUAUAGGAAGAAAAUAUUGAAACUAUUUCCAGAGGCUACCUCUUCUGAGCUACUUUGUUCCUCACUUUCAUUUAAAACUCAUUACAAGUGCUGUAGCUGAAUUGCCAUACAAAAGAUCUCAUCCGGUGUUGGCUGAAA
This is a messenger RNA of Chelonoidis abingdonii (Abingdon island giant tortoise), 484 nucleotides long. The record is from RefSeq and is a predicted model, not a curated record. NCBI's taxonomy places the organism in Eukaryota, Metazoa, Chordata, Testudines, Testudinidae.